Molecule: messenger RNA, 720 nt
Organism: Thalassophryne amazonica
Lineage: Eukaryota; Metazoa; Chordata; Actinopteri; Batrachoidiformes; Batrachoididae
Gene: lnp1
Product: leukemia NUP98 fusion partner 1
Exons: 4
Coding region: 25-720 (231 amino acids)
Source: RefSeq, a predicted model, not a curated record
ACUCAGGACCUGUACGACUCCAUCAUGUCGCUCAGGCUGCUGCCUGCUAUCACGAUGGACAAUGACGAGGAUGACGAUGGUAACUUUACAAAGUGGAUGAGUAGUUAUUGGGGUCAUGGAGCAGAAGCUAGGAAUGCCAGAGAUAGAAAACGCAGCUUUCGAAGACCAUCGAGAAUGCACAGUGAUCGAAGAGCAUCACUGCCAUCCGCGUCACAGUUAGAUGCAAUGAAGUUAAACAGACUCCAUGCAGCAACAAUGGCUCCUGCACCCAUCCACACCAAAUCAAGAGAGGAGAAGGGGGAAGUCAGGCCGCACCAGAGAGCGCGCCGAGGAUCUUCAGACGACAGCAGCUGCUCCAAGUCAGCCAUCCCAGAGAACCGCAUCAGCACCAUCCCAGAGCUCGCAGAGUUCUUCGAGAAGAGACUCUGUCUUUGUGAUAAGAGGCCCGUAUCUCUGAAUGAUUAUAAACUGUGUCUGAUCUGCCACGAGAACCUGCGUAAGAAUGGAGCUGGAGUUGAAGAGCUGCACUGUACACAUUGCUUCCACAAAGAGGUGGCGCGGAGGUUAGAGCAGGGUCGGCCCCGCAGCAACAGUGAAGCGGAAGCCUGUCCGGUGCGGAGACUCUUAGCUGAGAGGAGGAAGUCGGCAGAUGGACCAAUCUGCAGGGAGAAAGACCAGAACACACCCCACCCUCAACUUUCCCUGAAGAAGCAACACUGA